AUGUCUGAUUUCUUAUUUAUAUGUGAUAGCAUCUAACUUACAAUCAAGAAGGUGAAACUAGACCUUUUUAACUCAUUUGAAGAUGAAACGAUGUCAGCCAUCAUUAAAAAAAAUGAGACCUCUUUUAUACCCUUCUUGAGUCUAAGAUAAAAAUUUGGUAUACAUCAAAAAGGUGGGUUUUAUCCACUUCCAAAAAAAUAUGCAUGUCUUUUAGAUUUAUGCAAGAGAAUAGAAACGAAUGUUUUAAGAAAUUAAUGCUAAAUAUAUUUUUCUGUUUAGAACAAUUUUACAGAAAUCAUCUAAGUCCUCCAAUUAUUAAAUUUGAAUCCUAAUUUAUAUAAAAUUAAAGUGAAUUCAGAAGGCAUUGUAAUUUAGCAUCCAUUUUUAAAUAUUUCUAAUAAGAAUGAUAACAAAAAUGCUAUUAAAUCUUAGCAAGAAUACAAAUAAAUGUCUGAAAUAAUUGAGAAAAGGAUGACAAUACUAAGAGAUAUACUUGAUUAUUAAGUUAAAAUAAAACAUAAAGAACAUUUAUCAAUAAUUAAUUGUGAAGAUUUUGAAUAAUUCGGAUCUUAAUUCAAAAUCUAUCAUAAUGACUUUGAUUUGAAUGAUUCACCUGAUAUUAAGCCAAUAAAAUUGACGAGGCAAAUCUUCUCCAAAGAAUUAAUAUAGUUUCAUCUUGACUUCUUAAAUCACUUAAUUGAACACUACGACAAACGAGGAGUUAGCUUCAUGUAUUAUGAUAAUAUCGUUACAAUACUUAGUGUUCAUUUUAAUAAAGUUAAAAGUGAAAUAGAAAAAACACUUAAGAAUAUAAUAAAUUUGCUUCCAGAUAAAAUGAAUAUUCUUAUGGAUCACAUAAACAAACAAAGAUGGAUCGUGUAGUUAGAUAGAUCAUCUUUGUAGUAAUUAAAUAAGUAAAUUAUAUUGAAUUAAUUUUUGUUUUAUUGA
Messenger RNA from Paramecium tetraurelia, 948 nucleotides. RefSeq lists its product as uncharacterized. NCBI's taxonomy places the organism in Eukaryota, Ciliophora, Oligohymenophorea, Peniculida, Parameciidae. The record is from RefSeq and is a predicted model, not a curated record. The transcript has a single exon.